Molecule: messenger RNA, 1299 nt
Organism: Rhizoctonia solani
Lineage: Eukaryota; Fungi; Basidiomycota; Agaricomycetes; Cantharellales; Ceratobasidiaceae
Product: matrix Mmp37 protein
Exons: 6
Coding region: 1-1299 (432 amino acids)
Biological process (GO): cardiolipin biosynthetic process; CDP-diacylglycerol biosynthetic process
Cellular component (GO): mitochondrion
Molecular function (GO): phosphatidate cytidylyltransferase activity
Source: RefSeq, a predicted model, not a curated record
AUGCUCUCCACUCCCACACGUUCUGUUCGCACAACCUUUGCCUCCCAGGCCCGGGCCCUGUCUUACACGGCUUCAGUGAAAACUCCGCAAAUUGAGUCUCACUCCUCGCAGCCGUCGCACCCUCCGCCACACUAUGCACCACAGAGCUCGUCGCAAUCUCCGGGUUCUCCCGCCCCGCGACGCUCACGCUUGUCAUCGCCCGCUCCUAGGCCGACUCCUGCUAUGCAGCCUGGGAUUCGUGUCCCACUAUUGCCUCCUCAGUUCGGCCGCAACCAGGUCCUUGCCGUUCCCGAUCGCACGCGAGCAUUGCUUGAGGAGAUUGUUGCGGGCUUUGACGCUCCCAUUCGAUAUGCGUUCGCAUAUGGAAGUGGCGUAUUCGGCCAGGAAGGCUAUAAAGAUAGUGAUCGCCCACAGCUCGACUUCUUGUUUGCCGUGACCCAUGCAGACCACUUCCAUUCGAUCAACAUGCAGCAAAACUCAAAGCAUUAUGCAUUGGUACCACGCCUCCUUGGGUCUGAUUUUGUUGCUCGCACGCAAGCCCUUGCGCCUGGGCUAUGGUUCAACCCGUAUGUCAAGGUUAAAGAUGGUGUAACCAUCAAAUAUGGCGUUACAACUGUGGACAAUCUAUGCGCUGAUCUACUAGGAUGGAAGUCAUUAUAUAUGGCUGGCAGGAUGCACAAACCCAUCCGAAUCAUCAAGGAUGAUCCUCGAGUCCGUUUAACCCAACAGGUCAAUCUUACAUCCGCUGUACGCGCAGCUCUUUUGACGCUUCCCGAGCGAUUCAAUGAAAAGGAGCUUUUCGAGAGAAUUGCGGGUAUCAGCUACGCUGGUGACCCACGAAUGUCAUUCGCUGAGAAUCCUCACAAGGUUCGCAACAUUGUGAAUGCGCAGCAGGAGCAAUUCCGAGAACUUUACCAUCGCUUGGUUGUUGGUCUUCCUGGCGUUCACUGGGUCGGAGAGAAAGUCGAGCAAGAUGCCUCACCACAAGCACGCGGGCUACUCUUACGCAAACUCCCUUCGAACCUCCGGACGCGCAUCGACACACGCUACCAAUCACUUUCACCCGAACCUGCUCCGGCAUCGCCUUCGUCGUCUCCAACACGCGACGAGAAUGUGUUUUGGCAGAGGAUUGGCGCUGCUCCAGAUCUGAGCGAAACGAUGCAAGUUGAGAUGGCGGAUAUCAUUAAAGGCCCUGCGACGAUGCAAAGCGUCAAAGGACUUGUUACUGCUGGGCCAAUCAAGAGUCUCAAAUAUGCCGGCGAGAAGAUUGGCAAGUGGUGGAAUGCCAAGAGUUCAUAA